Aspergillus viridinutans is the source of this 345-nucleotide messenger RNA. RefSeq lists its product as uncharacterized. The transcript has a single exon. NCBI's taxonomy places the organism in Eukaryota, Fungi, Ascomycota, Eurotiomycetes, Eurotiales, Aspergillaceae. The record is from RefSeq and is a predicted model, not a curated record. The coding region runs from base 1 to 345 and encodes 114 amino acids.
AUGUGGUUCAACGUCCACGACAGCUCUUCAUUCAGGGGUCUCGGGGCUACAUUCAACGCGUCGAUUAACGAAGUCUUCAUUACGCUUGCGGAACAUGUGAGAGACGGGGUUUAUAGCAUUAUCAGCCUCAAUGCGAGCUUGUACGCUGUGACUGUCGUCUGCGAGACGGACAAGGCGAGGGAGGAGGUUGGGGGUGUGAUACAGGGUAUGCAGCGGCGUUUGAAUAGGGAUGUGGUAAUUCCGGAGGGGGAAUUGGAUGCUGUGAGGACUUGGAAGGAGGAGAUGGGGUACGAUGAGAAUGAUGUGGUUGGGGAUGGGAGUGGGGGGGCUUCUGGGUAUUCUUGA